ACCAAAACAAAACACACACAAACACGCACAUAUACUCGUAGUUAGAAUUCCAGAUCCUGAUCCCUAGCCGGGAUUCUUAAUGCUGCUUUUUUGCUUGAAAUAAAGAAAAAUACCUGCAAAUCUGGAUGAAACUGAAGUGAUGAUCGCCGUAUCAGAACCUCUAUUGGAAUAUAUUCCACGAGGUCGACUGGCGGUCGAUGAGCAUCCCGGACCCACUGAGAUAAAACAGCACCCUCACCUACCAUCUGAGAAUAUAUUGUUGUUACGCCUGCAAAAUGUGAAUAUAUCGGCCAAGGAUGAAUACAAUGAGUAUUGGUGUGUUCGUGAAAUUUAUGAAGAAUGCUGUCAAAAGACAACAACAACAAAGAAUAGCAGUAAAGGACACAAUGGUAACAAGAAGGGAAUGGCAUCAUCGUUAUGUGCCGGUGAAAAGAAAUCGGAAUUGCGCCAUGGUCCACCUGAGUAUAUGUGCGAAUAUGUUGUCAAUUCGGAGGAGGAAUUGUAUGUUAAAAAGCAUACAGCUGUAUGGACUAGAGGUAUAUCCGAUGAACGCUGUGUCCUUCCUCGUUUGUGCUUUACUUGUGAGACUCCUAUAAAAUUUGCCUUUUUCUGCAACAAGGCAUUCAUAGGUGCCUCUAAAGAGAAAUCAUCGCCGGAGGAAGAUGAACAAAAUAUAACAUCAAUAUGUUUAAUAGAUCAAAACUCCCUUAGAGUUUACUGCAGCAAUGGUGAAGAUUUUUUGUCCAAUCUUGAAUUUCCCAUUUCCAGUGUUUGGCCAACACGUUUUGGCAUUUUACUGGAGAAAGUGUCCUCUACUACUGUCAUACAAAAUCACUCAAUUUCCAUGCCUAGACUUUUCUCUUUGGGACACCCUUUGGAUGAGAUUUGCCCUGUACUUAACAAAUCAGCAACCAAUGUCAUAUCGUAUCUCAUCGAAUCGGAUUAUAAGAUUAUAUUUUCUGAUGAGAAUUCAGAUUUGUUACUUUUAUGCGAUACAAAAAUUGGAAAACAUUUUAUAGCACGUCUGCGUAAGGCUUCGACAGAGGAAAUACAAUAUAUUGGAACACAAAAUGAAACUGUUUUGGGUAGCAGUCAUCAGUUUAGUGUGCAUAAACCGAAUUUGGGUGUAACUGUCGGUGGUCAGGGAAGUUUUUCACAGAGUAGCAUGAAAUUUACUGGAGCUCAAAAAAAUAGCACUGCUCAUUUGGGACGCACCAGUUUGGGAACUUCAAACUAUACAACACACAUAAGCAAAUUUUUGAACAGUGCCCAUUCGCUAAGUGGAGCUUUUGGCAAUUUUAAUCGUUCUACACCUGCAUCACCCUUAAGUAAUUUACAAUCAACUAUUGGUCAACAUUCCAUAUCGGUACAGGAUAUACGUAAGUGUGGCCAAUCUCAACCAUCCAAGCCGAUAGUACCGGAAUUGUGUUUGGAACAUAUAUGGACUGAAAAUACCUAUGGCAACAAUCGUGAAUUUGGUGAAAUGUCUUCAAAAGCCUUCAUACAUACCGAUUUGGUGGGGCAAACCUAUUUGUGCUACCUGUUGCCUAGGUCAUGCAAACUGCAAAUGGUUCAAUUGAAUAAUUAUGACAGCAAGAAUUUGCAAAUUGCAACCAAAUGCACAUCGAUUGUGGCAAAGGAUGCUGUGCCUUUGGAGCGCAUGAAUAUGAUUGCAGUUUUAGAUCCUGCUGGAACAUUAAUACUUUAUACUGGAGGAGUUCUGGUGUCAAAAGUUCAUAUUCCUAAUACUCUAGCGGGCAAUACUUCGUCUGCUUCAAAGGCUGCCCCGAAUACAGCUUCUAAUCAUCCAAGCAAAUCUCCAAAUACUUCAUUUCCUAGACGGAGUAGUUUAUUGCCUUCAGCACAAAAGCCUGGCGAUACAACAUUCGAAGAUGAACUUCAUAUGUUGUCUCCCGUUCAUCCCCUACAGCCGCAACUAUUUAGCAGAUCCAAUAACGUAUGUCUAGGUCUUAGAGAUCCUGCCGGCAAUCGUUUAACUUUAACUUAUAGCUCGGGAAAAAUGUUACGCAUAACAUUACCCCUCAUUAAUGAGACAAAAUUGGUAUCACGCUGCAUUGGUGCAUUGAAGCAAGUCCUGAAAAGGGAUCAAUUUAUACACAUGAUAACAAAAUGGUAUGGGGCACGUAAUCCGCCUGGGUCCAGUGACUAUUGUAUCGAGCAAGAAUGGGAUAUAUUUCGCAAUGUGUUGUUAGAUCUCAUGGGCUAUUCAGCGACCAUGCAUGAUGUUAGCAGUGGCACAGCUACUUCAUUUUAUGCCGAGGAACCAAAAAAACGAAAGAAAAAUGAUGAGAUUCAUUCGGGCACCGAAGAGGAUUGGCAGUUUAUGCUAAAUAUUCUAGAUGGUAAUGUUGGCAUGGAAAAUGUUGGAAAGUCUCAAAGUCAGCAAAUGUGUAAUAAUAUUGAAACCUCGGCGAUAUUAUUCAAUACCAUACCGGCCAUAUUCUAUAGUUUUCAUUUGCUCUAUGAAGAUUUUAAAUUGGAUGAAUCCAUGCAUCAACAUUUAAGGCCCUUGGCAAAGUUCCUUCAUCAAUUGGCCUUUGAUAUGCAAUUGCAGUCCUAUACUUUCCAUUACUCGCUUGAUUUUCCUUUUCUGAUUAAGAAUGCAUCCAAAACCUGCAUUCUCACAGAACAACAUGGUGCUCAAAUGUUGCACAAAGAACUUUUGCAGGUUGCCGCACCAAAUGUUUUCCAACAAAUGGAGUUUAUACUUAAGGAUAAGGACAAUAUACCCUAUAACUAUGUGGAUGGCAUAAAUGAUUUAAGUCGUAAUGUGCUGCAGGUGGUAUCCCUGAUAAUACAUGGCCAUGAGAAAAUUAAAAAAUGGAUUAAGCUUUUGGAAUUUCCCGAGUCUGUACAGUCGCAUUUUCCCAAGAAACCCAAACGUUUUAUUUCGGUGAAUGUUUCGCGAUCGGAGCAAGUCAUACAAAUGUUAAUAAACAUGGAAAUGACUCGCAAGGAUAUUGAGCGUCUACCGGUAGGCAUACAUCUAUGUAUUGCAGAAUGCCUAGAGUAUUCAAGACUUGAACCACCCAUUGGCUGUUCGCCCACAACAUAUGAAUUGAUAUUGCGUUCCGAUUUAGUGGCCCAUGCUAAAUUACAAAAUCAUAAUUUUACCCAAUCGCUUAAUCAUAACUCUGGAUAUCUGCAAAAGGUAAAUAUCGAUACAGAAGAUUCCUUGUCGGCCCGUUGUCCACCAUCGAAAAAUGGAAUUUCUCAAAUGGAAGCAGCUCUCGAUGACGGUAUGGACAACAUCGAUACGAAACUAUUGAGUCUGCGAUUUCCCGAUGAUAUGCGUGUGGCUGAGGUAAGAAGGCUGCUGUCAUCUUCAGAACCGGUUAUCAUCGAUAUAACACAAUCACCGGGCACUUCAGAUCAUGAGUUUAUAGAGGAACAAGAGAAGCAAUUAUUUACGCUAUGCACCAGAACUAUGACUCUGCCUUUGGGUAGAGGCAUGUUUACUUUGCGAACCUCAAUACCCACACCUACCGAAUCUAUGCCCAUACCCAAGCUGUGUUUGACCGGCAAAGAACCCAUUAAGGGUGCCACCGUGGAAAUGCAGCAAAUUGAAUUUCCCCAAAAUAUGAGCCUUUGGCCCACAUUUCACAAUGGGGUAGCAGCUGGCCUUAAAAUUUCACCCAAUGCCCGCGACGUAGAUUCUACAUGGAUAGUUUACAAUAAGCCCAAGGGUCAGGCGGAUAUUUCCACCGAGCAUGCUGGUUUUCUUAUGGCUUUGGGCCUAAAUGGCCAUCUUAAGACUUUGUCCUUCAUGAGCAUUUAUGAGUAUCUGGUGAAAUGUGAUGAAAUGACUAGUGUGGGCUUGCUACUGGGAUUUUCCGCCACACACAGAGGCACCAUGAAUAAUACUACCACAAAAUUGCUAAGUGUGCAUAUAGAGGCCUUAUUGCCGGCCACUGCUUUGGAGCUGGAUAUUCCUCAGAAUAUACAAGUAGCUGCUCUAAUGGGCAUUGGCCUAUUGUAUCAGGGAACGGCCAAGCGUCACAUAGCUGAGGUUUUGCUGCAAGAAGUUGGGCGGCCUCCCGGACCAGAAAUGGAAAAUAGUAUAGAACGUGAAUCAUAUGCCCUGACAGCUGGUCUGGCUUUGGGUUUAGUAACACUUGGGCAGGGCGAAUCUCCGGCAGGCCUUAGAGAUUUACAAUUGCCUGACACUUUACAUUAUUAUAUGGUGGGAGGCAAUAAACGGUUGCUGACUGGUUCACAGAAAGAGAAGUAUAAACUACCUUCAUUCCAAGUUCGCGAAGGUGAACAGGUUAACAUUGAUGUCACUGCGCCGGGAGCUACUCUGGCACUGGGUUUAAUGUUCUUCAAUACAGACAAUAAAGCAGUAGCGGAAUGGAUGAAUCCUCCCAAUACCAGAUAUUUAUUGGAUUUAGUUAGACCAGAUCUAUUGCUACUGCGCACCAUUGCUCAUGGCCUGAUUAUGUGGUCCGAAAUUAAAGCCGACGAAGAGUGGCUACACCAGCAGUUUCCAGCGAACUUGCGUUUUGAUGUCGAGAAGGGUGCUCAAGUGAAUGACAAUGAGGAUAUUGAUCAUGAGGCUAUAACUCAAGCUUACUGCAACAUUAUUGCUGGUGCUGCCUUCUGCAUAGGCUUAAAGUAUGCUGGCUCUGAAAAUCCCACAGCCUUCAAGACUCUUAGGCGUGCCAUUAAACUAUUCCUGGGAUUUCCUGGAAAAUAUGUUGGAGAAUUUGCUGGACGCACAACAAUUGAAAAUAGCCUUAUGGUCAUAUUGCUGGCCAUUUCCUUGGUGUUUGCUGGUUCUGGUGAUUUGGAAAUUCUACGUAUUAUACGUUACCUUAGAUCUCGCAUUGGCUCUCAACAUCCUCAUGUUACUUAUGGCUCACACAUGGCCAUACAUAUGUCAUUGGGCUUUUUGUUUUUAGGAGCUGGACGUUUUACCAUUUCGAAAACUCCCGAGGCAGUGGCCGCUUUAGUGUGUGCACUAUUUCCAAAGUUUCCCACGCACAGUAAUGACAACAGAUAUCAUCUUCAAGCUUUUCGCCAUUUAUAUGUUUUGGCUGUGGAACCUCGCCUAUUUUUGCCUCGUGAUAUUGAUACCCAAAAGUUGUGUUUGUGCAACAUUUCCGUAUUAGAGGUGGGCUCUAAGGAACUGAGACGUUUACCCAUGGCCCCUUGUAUGUUGCCUGAAUUGAGUUCUUUGCAAAAGGUUGUGGUGGAUGAUCCAAACUAUUGGCCAGUUUCAUUUGAGAAGGAACGCAAUUGGAAUCAAUUAAUCAAAGCCUUGGAAAACUCCGCCUGCAUUGAGAUAAAGAAACGCUCUGGCUGCCUAUCUCACCUAGAGGAUCCUGAUCGUCUGAAGAGUUUAUUUUCGCAAACAUUGACCACAGAGCAAUACAUUUGCUGGGAGAUUGAUCCGAAGACAUUGGAGCGAUUUUCCAAUGAACCUUAUGUUAUAGGUUUUACAGAUCGUUUUCUACACUUAGAUGAGCCUGAAUCGUCCAAUACCGAAUUGGCUUUGAAGCAGCAUUUGACCAUGCUAUUCUACAAUGCAGUGGUCAAGGAUAAAAUGCAUGUGCUGCCCAUAUUUAUGGCCACCUAUAAUCAUAUUUUACGCCUCACCACCCAAGAGUCCAAUUUCAAUGAUGUCUGGCAAUUGAAAUUAUUAAAUUGUUAUCUCGAUCAGUAUUCCCAUCCGCAUAUAUUAUUCCCGAAGGAACUUAUAUCCUCUUAUAUUGAACAAUUUAAAGUUUUUAUGGAGACUUGCCGGCAAAAGCUAUCGGCACCGCUAAGACAAUUUUUAAGUUCACAUGAUUUCGAAUCUCAUGUUAUAGCAAAUCUAACACAACAGGACUUGGCCCAUUUAGUGGCUGUGGUCAUUUACUAUCAGCUAACACCAAAUCUGUUAAACAGUUUGGUGCAAGCACCUACAAAUUAUGUGGGCUACAUAAAGGAAUUCAGAAAACUGGAUUUGGAGGCAAAUACCACACAAUGUUUGUUAAAGAUUCUACAAGCCACCAGUGCCUGAGAUGUACAAUGAAUGACUCACACCCAGACAGCACAACAUUUAUGAUAUAAGAAAACAAACAAUUACAAAUGAAGACAAACUCAAAAGAAAUAUAAUUUAUUAACAAGAAAACAAAAUACAUUUAGAAAAAGGUAUGUAUGUACAUAUGUGCACUUGGUAUAUAUACAGAUUUGCAUUUGGUAGAGUUACAUGCAAGGCAUGACAAAACAAUUCAACCCUUAAUGGAGUGUAGAUUUUUACGAUGUCCUCAUAUUUUCGUGUUCCUCCUGUAGUGAGUUGUCGCCCUUUAUGACAUGGCCUGUAAAUUUCUGAUACAAAUAUAAAGCUAAUAAAGGAAACGGUGUCAUAAUGGCCACCGCAACAGGUAUUACAGUA
This is a messenger RNA of Stomoxys calcitrans (stable fly), 6400 nucleotides long. RefSeq names its product anaphase-promoting complex subunit 1 (gene shtd). Lineage: Eukaryota; Metazoa; Arthropoda; Insecta; Diptera; Muscidae. The transcript is spliced from 16 exons. Gene Ontology annotation, molecular function: molecular adaptor activity. Gene Ontology annotation, cellular component: anaphase-promoting complex. Gene Ontology annotation, biological process: protein K11-linked ubiquitination; anaphase-promoting complex-dependent catabolic process; metaphase/anaphase transition of mitotic cell cycle. The record is from RefSeq and is a predicted model, not a curated record. The coding region runs from base 140 to 6025 and encodes 1961 amino acids.